This is a messenger RNA of Apodemus sylvaticus (European woodmouse), 491 nucleotides long. RefSeq names its product cytochrome c oxidase subunit 7B, mitochondrial. The transcript has 3 exons. NCBI's taxonomy places the organism in Eukaryota, Metazoa, Chordata, Mammalia, Rodentia, Muridae. Gene Ontology annotation, biological process: mitochondrial electron transport, cytochrome c to oxygen. The coding region runs from base 111 to 353 and encodes 80 amino acids. The record is from RefSeq and is a predicted model, not a curated record.
AAUCUCCGCUGAAAGCCAUUUUGUUUUUCAGGACUCUUUGCAAGGGUAGUUGGGGUGAAUUUGCACCAAGGUAGCAGCGUAGUCACCGCAGUUCCAUCUUCGUCGCCGCGAUGUUGCCCUUGGCCAAAAACGCACUAACCCGUCUCCAAGUUCGAAGCAUUCAGCAAGUGGUGGCAAGGCAGAGCCAUCAGAAGAGGACACCUAAUUUCCAUGACAAAUAUGGGAAUGCUAUAUUAGCAGGUGGAGGCAUCUUUUGUAUUUCUACAUGGACAUAUACAGCCACACAGAUUGGAAUAGAAUGGAACCUGUCCCCUGUUGGCAGAGUCACCCCAAAAGAAUGGAGAGAUCAGUAGUCAUGCCAGCUGGUACAAUAACCAAGGAAUUGUUUUAAAAUCAACUCAUAAGUGAAUGCCAAGUCAAAGAAUCAUGUACUCAUUAAACUAUGGCAGAUUGAAGAACAAAUAAAGAAAUAAAGUACCUUGAAACCUUCA